This is a messenger RNA of Prunus avium (sweet cherry), 1606 nucleotides long. Its product is annotated as chloroplast envelope quinone oxidoreductase homolog. Gene Ontology annotation, molecular function: oxidoreductase activity. Lineage: Eukaryota; Viridiplantae; Streptophyta; Magnoliopsida; Rosales; Rosaceae. The record is from RefSeq and is a predicted model, not a curated record.
GUUGCAGCAAUGAUACCAGCUGUGUGAAGCCCACACAACGAUCCGAAUCUGGAAAGUUGGAGUACGACGAGCCAGAUUGAAGUCGGUGAGGCACGGAACGACGCCAUUGUGGUCAAUGUGUAUUUAUCUUAUGAUACCAUCCCGCCGCUAACCACUCUAUUUCUUCCUCCUCACCUUCCUGUCGCACAACCUCAUCAACAAGAUAACUCAAAGUCUUCCUGUUACUCUGAUGGUCAAGAGAAGUGAAUGUGUUUAUAGAUGACACAUUUUCCCUGUUGCGGGUGACAUACAUGUGUACGAGUUUGUUCCACGAUAGACGGGGGCUAUUUAGUCAAUUCACAUGUCUCACAGGUGGUGUACGGUGCACCCAAGCUUACUUCUUAAAAUCUGAGAGCAGCUUCAAGUUCUGUCGACUCUUCUGAACAAAACUGAGGCCAUGGCGAAAAAUGUUAUGCAUGCGGUUCAGUAUGAUGGCUACGGUGGAGGACCUUCUGGCUUAAAGCAUGUUGAAAUUUCAAUUCCCAAUCCAAUCAAAGAUGAGGUGUUGCUGAAAUUGGAGGCAGCUAGUCUAAACCCAUUUGAUUGGAAAGUUCAGAAAGGCAUGCUGUGGCCAUUGUUGCCUCGCAGAUUUCCACACAUACCUGGUACUGAUGUGGCAGGAGAGGUUGUACAGGUAGGACCAGGAGUGAAAAAAUUCAAAGCUGGUGACAAAGUUGUAGCUAUGGUUAACCCUCUUAAUGGAGGUGGACUAGCUGAGCUUGCCGUGACUAAGGAAAGCUUGACCGCUGCAAGGCCACCUGAAGUUUCAGCAGCCUCUGCCGUAGGAUUACCUGUUGCUGGUCUCACUGCUCACCAGGCCCUUAUCCAAUCUGCUGGAAUCAAGCUUGAUGGAAGUGGUGAGCAAGCAAACAUUCUGAUCACAGCUGCUUCGGGUGGUGUAGGUCUCUAUGCAGUUCAACUAGCAAAGCUCGGAAACACUCAUGUGACAGCCACUUGUGGAGCUCGUAACCUUGAAUUGGUCAAGAGCCUAGGUGCUGAUGAGGUUAUUGACUACAAGACCCCAGAAGGAGCAACUCUGAAGAGUCCAUCCGGUCGAAAAUAUGAUGCUGUGAUCCAUUGUGCAACUGGCAUUCCUUGGUCAACUUUUGAGCCUAAUUUGAGUGCAAAUGGUAAGGUAAUAGAUAUCACUCCCGGCCUCAGUGCCGUAGCGAACUUUGCUUUGGGAAAACUUACCUUUUCCAAGAAGCAACUGGUGCCACUGCUCUUAUCUCCCAAGGCUCAGAACCUGGAUUAUCUUCUUAAGUUGGUAAGAGAAGGGAAGCUCAAGACAAUAAUAGAUUCAAAGUAUCCCCUGACCAAGGCAGAGGACGCUUGGGCUAAGAGCAUUGAUGGGCAUGCUACUGGAAAGAUAAUUGUGGAGCCUUAGGUUGAUACUUUGCUUAGAACUGCCCAAAUUUAUGUAGCUAAAUGAGAAGGUUGUGUAUUAAUGCAUCCAGUGAUGCGCGGUUAUAAUUUCGUGCUACCAUAUUGCUGUAAAUGAUGAUGCUUUGAGUUCCCCGUUCACUUUGCAUUGUGGUCAACAAGAUUGGAGAGCUUUUGCUUAAAA